Molecule: messenger RNA, 567 nt
Organism: Brassica napus (rape)
Lineage: Eukaryota; Viridiplantae; Streptophyta; Magnoliopsida; Brassicales; Brassicaceae
Exons: 1
Coding region: 1-567 (188 amino acids)
Source: RefSeq, a predicted model, not a curated record
AUGAAGGACUUGGGUAAACUUAAAUAUUUUCUUGGCAUUGAGGUGGCUCAGUCAGAUGAAGGGAUUUUUCUUUCGCAGCGAAAGUAUGUUCUGGACAUCAUUGCAGACACUGGGAUGUUAGGCUGCAAGCCCGUUUCCAUUCCGUUAGAACAAUAUCAUCAACUAGCCACUGAUAAUGGUCCAGUUAUGACUGAUCCAAAGAAAUAUCGACGCCUUGUUGGUCGUUUGGUGUAUUUGUCGAUCACUCGUCCAGAGCUCUGUUAUACUAUUCAUCUUCUCUCCCAGUUCAUGCAGAAACCUCGUGAAGCACACUGGAAUGCAGCGCUUCGUGUGGUUCGUUUUCUUAAAGGAUGUCCUGGACAAGGCAUUUUACUCCGAGCUAAUAGUGAUCUUCAGCGCUCUGUUUAUGUUGAUGCCGACUGGAGUACAUGUCCAGAGAGUCGUCGAUCUCUUAGCGCUUACAUAGUACUUCUUGGAGGGUCUCCAAUUAAUUGGAAAACUAAGAAACAAGACACAGUUUCCAUGUCUUCCGCUGAAGCUGAGUACCGGGCAAUGGCUGAUGUCUGA